AUGGACUUUUCCAACAUUGACCUCUCACACCCACCCCUCAAAGACCUAACAAUAUCCAACAUCACAGAAAAUGUCCACGCCAUCAACUCCAAAUGCACCAACAUCCGCACCCGCCUCCUUCUAGAAAAGCUCGUCACCCACCUCCACGACUUCGCCCGAGAGACAAAUCUCACCACUGCAGAAUGGGAGACCGCCAUCGCCUUCCUCACAGACGUCGGCAAAACAUGCACACCCGUCCGGCAGGAAUUCGUCCUCCUCUCCGACGUCCUCGGCCUCUCCCUCCUCGUCGAUUCGUUAGACCACCCGAAGCCGCAAGGUAUCGGAGCGACGGAGGGUACGGUCCUCGGACCCUUCCACACGCACGAGGCGAAAGCUGUGCCGCACGGGGAGAUGAUUUCGAGAGAUGGGGACGGGGAGCCGAUGCUUGUUGUGGGGACGGUCAGGGACACGCGGGGAGUGCCGAUUCCCGGGGUGAAAGUUGAUGUGUGGGAGACGGAUUCAAAGGGUAUGACGGGUAUGAAAAUCCUGACGGACGGGCGGUUGUGA
Colletotrichum fioriniae is the source of this 546-nucleotide messenger RNA. The record is from RefSeq and is a predicted model, not a curated record. NCBI's taxonomy places the organism in Eukaryota, Fungi, Ascomycota, Sordariomycetes, Glomerellales, Glomerellaceae.